AAAAUGUUAGCCGCUAUCGCCGGUUAUGCCGUAGGCAUUAUAUAACGCAGUAGAAGCUGUGAGCGGCCGUCAGUAGCUCGGCCACGCUGCUCCUAUAAAAGUGUUGGUGUGCAACCGGGCAUUCUAAACGCAAUGAAGUGCUACGUGCGGGAAGCCACGGUCAGCCUGCUGCUUCUACUGCUUCUAGUUCAUUCGUGUGCAUGCGCAAGAAUUCUGGGUAUCAACCCAACGCCGUCCAUCAGUCACCAGCUGCCAUUUCUUAUAAUCAUGCGAGCUCUCGCAGAAAGGGGGCAUCAAGUCACCAUCAUCACCACCGAUCCUAUCAAGGACCCACCUCCAAACAUGACUCAGAUAGACAUGUCGUUCAUGUACGACAUGUGGAAAGAAGAUAUCGAUUUCUUAAAAAAUUCUCUCUCAUCCAAAUCAGAACUGAUGGUCAUUAUUGAAGAGCAUGUUAAGAAGGCGUGUGAUGCCCAACUAAAAAUUCCAGGCCUGAAAGAACUUCAAUUUGGAGAGAAGUUCGAUUUGGCGAUAAUUGAGACGUUCUUAUACGACUGUCACUUUGGCCUCGUGCAUAGACUAGGUCCUCCACCAGUUAUUGGUUUCUGGUCAGCUGAGCUAUACCCACUUUUACAUAUCAUCGUGGGUAACCCAAUUAAUCCUGCUUAUUACCCAGACUUUGAGUCAAGCUACAUGGACCAUAUGACAUUCCUGGAAAGAGCUGACAAUGCCUACAAGAUGCUGCAAUCCAUCAGGCGGUUCGAAAGACUUUCGACAUCACUGGAAGAGGUGAUGAGAGAACAUUUAGGAAGUGACCUGCCCAGCAUGCUCGAUAUGCAGUACAACAUCAGCCUCUUGCUGGCCACAACUCAUUUCUCUGCUGAUUAUCCGAAGCCAAUGCAACCUUCUGUGAUACAGAUGACAGGACUUCAUGUUAAGGGAAAGCCGAAUCCCCUGCCAAAGGAGAUACAGUCUUUCCUGGAUGAUGCGGAACAAGGGGCCAUAUACUUCAGUCUUGGGUCUAAUAUGAAGAGCAACAGUCUUCCAAAGAAUAUAAGGCAAAGUCUAAUGGAUGCUUUCUCGGAACUCCCUCAGAGGGUGCUCUGGAAGUUUGAGGAUGAUGACCUUCCAGGGAAACCGAGCAACGUCAUGAUUGCGAAGUGGCUUCCUCAACAGGACGUUUUAGCUCACAAGAAUGUGCAGCUCUUCAUGACUCAAGGUGGUCUUCAGAGCUUCAACGAGGCGUCCUAUUAUGGUGUGCCUCUUGUUGGGAUACCCUUCUUUGGUGACCAGGGACACAACGUAGGAAAAAUGAUAGAAGCAGGAAUUGGUGUGAAAUUGGACUUCAAUACAAUCACAAAAGAGAAGGUUCUGAACGCUGUGCAGACAGUUCUGGACAAUCCUAGCUACCAGGAGAACAUGAAGCACUUCUCUGCCAUCUACCGGGAGCACCAGAGCACGUCCCUGGAGAGGGCGGUGUGGUGGGUGGAGUACGUGAUCCGCCACCAGGGGGCCCCUCACCUGCGCAGCGCAGCCCUCGACCUGCACUGGUGGCAGCUGCUGCUGCUCGACGUCAUAGGCUUCAUACUGGCUGUAGCGGCUGUGGCUGCGUUUAUCCUGUACAAACUGACUCUGUGGCUACGAUCUCUGUUGACGCCAGCCAGAAAAUUAAAGAAACACUGAGAUUAUGAAUGCAUAAUGUGCCCACAACUUGCCAGUUACCUCUCACAGUGCAGUAGAUGGGAUUCGGCAGCCACGCCUAAAUCUAUUUCCAAAUUUUUUGUUGUACAUCUGGCAUAAAGACAUGUAAUUUCCAUGAAGCAAAAGAUGAAACUGAAAAAAAAAUUAUACUCUAUACCUUAACAUUGACUGUCGAAAA
This is a messenger RNA of Schistocerca serialis cubense, 1879 nucleotides long. Its product is annotated as UDP-glucosyltransferase 2-like. The coding region runs from base 133 to 1683 and encodes 516 amino acids. Gene Ontology annotation, molecular function: UDP-glycosyltransferase activity. The transcript has 7 exons. NCBI's taxonomy places the organism in Eukaryota, Metazoa, Arthropoda, Insecta, Orthoptera, Acrididae. The record is from RefSeq and is a predicted model, not a curated record.